Molecule: messenger RNA, 336 nt
Organism: Schistocerca serialis cubense
Lineage: Eukaryota; Metazoa; Arthropoda; Insecta; Orthoptera; Acrididae
Exons: 2
Coding region: 1-336 (111 amino acids)
Source: RefSeq, a predicted model, not a curated record
AUGGACAGCUGCAUCAAACCAGUCUCUGGACAACAACAACAACAACAACAACAACAACAACAACAACCUGAAGAUCAGGGUUCAUUGUCAGAGAUUCAGCGAGAUAAACAGGACAAGAAGGCGCUUAUUACAAAGUUUGGCCAUUUACUCGUCGCCCAUCGCAUCUGCCAACGGCGGACGCGGCGGCGGCGGGUGAGUUUUUUGGAGCAGCUGUUGUUUACGGCUGCGCGCGGCCUGCGCGUCCCCCGGGUGCGACCACCGAGCCCACCCACACCACGGCAGCAACAGCAGGCCACACAGUACACAGCGCGGCGCAGCACUGGCCGCUUUGAUUAA